UGCAUGGUGUUGGGGGAUGUAUGGGAACAUAUAGAUGGGGUGUGGAGGACUAUAGGGUUGUAUAGGGGAUGGGGCACACGGGGGUGCCUAGGACGUAUAUACGGUUGCAGGUGGCGCCUGGGGGUAUAUGGGGACGUAUAGGCGAUGCAUAUGGGAACGCACGGAGGGCCGCGUAGGGUGUCCAUAGGGGUGCAGAGAGGCGCACGGAGACGUAUAGGGUGCACAGGGGAACGUAAAGCAGCGCAUAGGGGGUCGUAUAGGGGCACACGAGGAGGUAUAGGAGCACGUGGGGGCGUCUAUAGGGGCGCACAGGGCGGGUGGAGGCGCCUAUAGGAGUGAACGGGCAGGCGCAGGAACGUAUAGGGCCGUAUAGACAGGUGUAUAGGGGUACGUAGGGGUAUAUAGGCACGUACGCAAUUCUGCGCGGCAGCAGCGCCGCCACCGAGCCCGCCCCGCUCGUGACACGCGUGGCAGCACCGCUAGGACCCGGCCGCCGACAGGACUCAUUCAUUAAUUAAUUAGCGAGGGCAGCUAAUUAAGAGGAAGCCCCCACCACCACCACCAUGCGGGUGACCCCGUGCCAAGCCGCCCUGGCCGGGGCCAUCGGCCUCAACCUCCUCCUCCUCUACUGCGCCUGGCGGGGGCCGGGGGGGUCGGCGCCAUCCUGUCGUCCCCCCCGCGGCGUCCCCGGCGUCACCGUCCUCCUCCGGGACUUCGAGGAUUUCGAGAACGACUUAGCGGGGACGGCACGAUCUUUCGCUUCUUUACCCGUCCCGGUUCUGGUCGUCGCCGAAACGGCGCCGUAUCCGCCGGUACCGUUACCGGAAGGGGUCGGGUUGUUACCACUACGUCCCGCGAUCGACCGACCACCGCCGUUGGCGCAUCCCGAACUCCACGUCCGUACCCGCCACGUGGCUUUGGUCCCCGACGGCACCCGAGCCGUCCCCGGAUUGCUGGAACGGAUGCGGGACGCGUUGGAAGAAGGCGCCGGCGACACCCGGUUGGUGGCGGCGCCGGUCGGAACGACGCCGUUACGGUGCCUUGAGCUGCGCUUGGAACCGCGGGCGUGGACGGCGCGGUACGGUCCCGGAACGCCGGGAGUUUGCCGGGCGGUGGAGGGGACGGCGGUGCUGCUGCUACGCACCCGCGAUCUUUUCGCGCUCCCCUUCCCCCUGGCGCGGCCGGCGCCCACCGCGCUCUUCGUUCAGGCGGCGUUUCGGGGUUGGGGGCUACGGUUGAUGCCGGCGGCGUUCCCGGCGGCUCGCCGACCCCCCGUUUCCCCCCACGGCCGUUGGAAAGCCGAAAACCUGGCGGAAAACCGACGGCGCCGGUUGAUGCGCGACCUCGGCAUCAAACGGGAGGUGUUGGCGGACGGGCGGGAGCGGUGGUACGGCUGCGGCAAAGAGACGGCGCGGUGUUUCGGCACCGUGCACGCCCGUACCCCCCAGUAUCUCCUCGCCGGGCGAUGGACCCCCCCGUGCUGCCUACGGGCGCUACGGGAAACCGCCCGGCACGUAACCGCGACGCUGGAGAGCGCCGGGGUACGGUACUGGUUAGAGGGGGGGUCGUUACUGGGAGCCGCCCGCCUCGGCGACAUAAUCCCUUGGGAUUACGACGUGGAUUUGGGAAUUUACCGGGAAGAUUUGGGUAAAUGCCGGUGGCUGGCGGCGGCGGCGGCGGGAGAACCGGUCGAAGAUACCGAGGGUUUCCUCUGGGAGAAAGCGACGGAGGGAGAUUUUUACCGCGUCCACUACAGUCGGAGCAACCGGUUGCACGUGGACCUGUGGCCGUUUUACCCGCGCGGGGGGGUGAUGACCAAGGACACGUGGGUGGGGCACCCCCAGGACGUGGAGUUCCCCGAAAGUUUUCUCCGUCCCCGGGUACCGAUGCCGUUUGCCGGUUUUACCGCCAUGGCGCCCAACAACGCCCGCGCUUUCCUCGAGUUAAAGUUCGGGCCGGGAGCCAUCGAGAACCCCGAGUACCCCAAUCCUGAGGUCAAGCGUCUGGGGCGGGAUUGAGGGGGGGGGGUCCCGUGGGGUGCCCCCCCUUCCCCGUGACAAUAAACCCUCCUGUGACACCCA
This is a messenger RNA of Grus americana (Whooping crane), 2081 nucleotides long. It is a transcript of the gene FKRP, whose product is annotated as fukutin related protein. Gene Ontology annotation, biological process: protein O-linked glycosylation via mannose. NCBI's taxonomy places the organism in Eukaryota, Metazoa, Chordata, Aves, Gruiformes, Gruidae. The transcript has 2 exons. The record is from RefSeq and is a predicted model, not a curated record. Gene Ontology annotation, cellular component: Golgi apparatus. The coding region runs from base 564 to 2018 and encodes 484 amino acids.